Messenger RNA from Puccinia triticina, 252 nucleotides. RefSeq lists its product as uncharacterized. The record is from RefSeq and is a predicted model, not a curated record. The transcript is spliced from 2 exons. The coding region runs from base 1 to 252 and encodes 83 amino acids. NCBI's taxonomy places the organism in Eukaryota, Fungi, Basidiomycota, Pucciniomycetes, Pucciniales, Pucciniaceae.
AUGAUCUUAGUUGCACAGCAGUCAGACGUCCUGCCACGGGACCACUGCCUUCCAAACACCCUAACCCUGCCGCCGCACCCCCGGCCGGGCCGUACCCGGGGGCCAAUUGCCAUCUGUACCACAGGUGCAGCCCAUAUCCAACCACAUAUAUCAUCAACACCAUGGCAGUACCCCAGCUCAAUCCAAGAAAACUUCCCACAAGAGAAUACCCCGGGAAAUCCAAGAAAUCUCCAAACUCAACAAUUUCGAUGA